Molecule: messenger RNA, 3179 nt
Organism: Bombus impatiens (common eastern bumble bee)
Lineage: Eukaryota; Metazoa; Arthropoda; Insecta; Hymenoptera; Apidae
Gene: ZnT86D
Product: zinc transporter 7
Exons: 4
Coding region: 532-1584 (350 amino acids)
Biological process (GO): transmembrane transport; zinc ion transport; intracellular zinc ion homeostasis
Cellular component (GO): Golgi apparatus; membrane
Molecular function (GO): zinc ion transmembrane transporter activity
Source: RefSeq, a predicted model, not a curated record
UUAUAUGUGACAUUGAAUUUAUGUCAAAUCUAUUCUGUAUUUAUUCAAUGAUUCUAACCACUACCAUAGAGAAUCAAUAACUUCGCGUGUGGUAUGAAAAUGUCAAUGCUAUCGCUGUCAGUCACUGUCGUCGUCACUGACCACGACCACUGAGGAGUGGCUGUAACGUGUGAAGUAUGGCGCCACGCCGUGUGUUUUUAAGUCCUGGUUUUUCAUAUCUUUGACCCGCUGACAAAAUGUAUUCGCGCUAAGAAUACUUUUUGGUGUCAUUUAAUUAACAACGAACGUCCAUUUGUAUUUAGUUUUAUACAAGAAGGAAUCUAGCGGUCCCAAAGUUACAUGUAUGUAAAGUUGAGCGUUUUAACAUAUUUUAAGUACAAGUUACUUUGACGCCAUAUUUACUUCUAUCCAUGAUCCGUCCAAUCAUUGGAGUCGCUGGCUGUAUACAAAUGCACGUGGACGACAGCCAUUUUGCCGCGGGAUUUUGAAUCGAUAAGCUUCAUUACUGCAAACAAGCUUGUACCAGAGAAAAUGCUUCCACUUUCGCACAAAGAUUCAAAGAAUCUUGGCAGCAGGAUAAAGGAGAAGCUGUUGGGAUGGAAACGUUUAAUAUUCUCUGAUAAAAAUACCAGGAAUUUAUUUUUAUUUCUUUUAUUGAAUUUAUCCUUUGCCUGUGUUGAAUUAAUGUAUGGAAUAUGGACAAACAGUUUGGGUUUAAUAUCAGACAGUUUCCACAUGUUCUUUGAUUGUACUGGUUUAUUAUUUGGCUUGGCUGCAUCAGUUAUUACAAAGUGGAGAGCAAACGAACGAUACUCCUAUGGCUAUGUUAGAGCAGAAGUUCUGGGAGGAUUUGUUAAUGCUCUGCUUCUGUUCUUUAUUGCUCUCUUCAUUAUGUCAGAAGCUGUGGAAAGAGCCAUUGAGCCUCCGGAGAUAAAACACGAAAGACUUCUGGUUGUGUCCAUUAUGGGAUUAAUAGUUAAUUUAGUAGGAAUGUAUGUAUUCCGUCAUGGCCAUGGACACAGCCAUGGAAUGGGACAUGGUCACUCUCAUUCUCAUGGAAGUCAUGCACAUUCUCACUUGAAUCAUAGUCACAGUCACGAACAUCAUGAUAUUGAAAUCGAUCCAUCGUUCAGUGGUACAAACUCUCAAAUCAUGAAAGGAGUUUUUCUGCAUAUCUUAGCAGAUACUCUUGGAUCUGUGGGUGUAAUUAUAUCAGCAGUGCUGAUGCGCUUGUUUGGCUGGUUUAUAGCUGAUCCAAUUUGUUCUAUGCUGAUCUCAGUAUUGAUAGUUUUAAGUGUGCUUUCCCUGAUGAAAGACUCGUGGGAAAUACUGAUGCAAAGGCAACCAGCUGCAUUGGACCACAUUUUACCACAGUGUUAUAACAAGGUGACUCAAUUAGCUGGGGUAUAUAGUGUGCAAGAUCCACAUUUCUGGACACUGUGCUCAGAUGUGUACGUUGGGUGCUUGAAAUUGGAAGUUGCCAGAACAGUAGAGCCUAAAUACGUUGUAGCACACACACAAAUGAUUUUCCAAGCAGCUGGAGUAAGGCAUCUAACUGUUCAGUUAGAUUAUGCACCUAUGUGAUCUAUGAAAAGCAUGCAUGUCAUAAAGUGUUCUUACAAGUGCUCCAAGACUGUAUCUAUUUGUGGAGUUUGUCAAAAGCAAGCAAGAAACAUUGCACUCAUGCAAAAUAUUCUUGCCAUUUUAAAAUUAUGCAGAUAUCUUGUUCUAAGCAACAGUGAAUAUCAUCUUGGGUUACAAAUUAUUUAAAAAAUUUGUCGAAGUUAAAAGAAAAGAAAAAGAAAGAAUAAUAAAAAUUCGCGACUCAGGAUAUCGAUAUUACUCUUAAGGAUACGCCAAUUUUGUAAAAUUAGCGUAUUUGAUUACUUGCAUCCAUCACGAACAAAAAUCAUUGAUUUCAUUUCUUUAUAAUUCUGUUGUAAAUAUAGAUAUUCGUACUUUUCCAUCAAAUUGCAACUUAUCUUUGUUUACAAGAACUUUAACUCUGUACUAUCUAUCGACAAAAAAUCGCACGUCAUGUUUUGUAUUAUCUACCGAAGUUUUUAUAUUAGAAUGCAUUUAAAUGCAUUUUCGAAGAUCAAAGCUGCAUUAAAUUACAUCUUUUUAUCUUUGCAGGGCUAAUUUAAGCCACAGCUAUAAAAAUGUUUCUACGUCGUCUUUGCAUUGAUUUGUAUACAAUUACUAUUCACGGUAAAGUUUAAACAUCAUGGUCAAUUGUGCGCAAAAUGAAAGACAAAGAAAAGAUCAUAUUCGCACAUAAUUACGGUGGCCAUAACCAUAUACAGACAGCUACAGACAGCUAGUCACUACUAUACAGAAAGUGUGAAAUAUACCUUAUAUAAAUAUAACUUUACAAAGUGUAAUAUAAAUCGAUAUUCUUAUGUCUAAACGAAGUUGUGUUUUCCUUAUAAUUUAUCAUAUUUUCGACAUAUUAUCCGCGUUAAGUAGAUUCAUCCCAUUCGUAUUAAAUAUUUACGAAUGGUUAACGCGCAUAGUCAGUAUAUUUAUAUUGAUGAAACAUCAUUUCUAUAAAUAUCCGAUAGACAAAUUGCGAAUAAUAUCAAAAUACCUAUAGCAAUAGGAAGAUUCUUAAACAUUGAAAAUGAAAUUUUCUUCGUACAUUUCAUUUAAUCGCACAUAAUUGAAACGAAAUGAAGCAUCUUCAUUUAGAAAGUUUCAUAUACCAUAUUUCGCAUUCACGGAAAGCGUUACCCAUUUAUUUUCAUUCAUGUUGUAAUAUAUCUUUGGAAAAGUGAUUAUCAAAUUAGAAUUAACGACAGAUUUGUAAGCAUAAAUUUUAAACAUGACCAGGACAUUCCAUUAUAGUCAAGGUAUAUUAUUUGUAUACUUGAGAUUGUGAUGAUGUAAGCCAAAAUAUAGAUAUUGAUAAAAUGGAAUGGAACCUCAUAGAAAUUAAUAAGAAUACUUAGUAAGAACGUAGAGAGGAAUUUUUCUAUCAAGUUUCUGUAUCAUCUUAUACUGAGACGAACGCAUUAUUUGCAGCGCUAUUCGAUGAAACUACCACGACGAGCUAUGUAAUUUCUGAAAUGAAAGCCAACGUUGUUACGUUUUAUUAACACAAUUGUAUAAACGAAAAAUUUUGAAGAGAAUAUCUUCGACAUGAGCAAAGUGUAAAUAAUAAAGAAAAAUACUUAUAA